Ambispora leptoticha is the source of this 144-nucleotide messenger RNA. The record is from the annotation of a GenBank genome assembly. NCBI's taxonomy places the organism in Eukaryota, Fungi, Glomeromycota, Glomeromycetes, Archaeosporales, Ambisporaceae.
AUGGAGCUCUUAGAAAAUAAUAAUAUGGAGGAAAAAAAGAGAAUACGACCAACUGACUCAGAAACAUAUUCACAAGACAAUAAAAAGUGGUCGACAAAUGAUGUCGUAAAUGAGAAAAUAGAUGGGAAAUUGAUAGCAACAAAU